AUGAUCGCCUGGAACAACAAGUAUCCUCUCCUCAUGUUAGAUGUUACAUUUGACAAGAUUUACAACUAUGAACUUUGCCAAGUACAUGUCUAUAUAGAGAAACUAUAUGCUGAUCACUUGGACAUUGAUUCCCAAAUACAUGACGAGGACUCGUUAUUCGAUGAUGACAAUAACACUGAAAUUGACGCGCUUUCAUUUAUAAGUCUGGACGAUGACUAUAAAAAUAAUAAUUCAUCGUCCUCAUCUUUAUUUGAACAAGAAUUCUUGGGCGAUGACACCGAUAUCUACAGCCUUCUAAGAGUCGAAUACUACGGAACAUGCUCAACAUGUAAUCGUUUCAAUACAAAUAUCGCAUGGUGUCAAACCUGCGACCCCGAAAUUCUUUUACUACCUGAUUCUAGUAAAAAGACACAGAAGAAAAGUGAAUCAUAUGACGAGCAUUUGGAGUAUAUCCCGUUUGAGGAGUUUGCAGAUGUCAAGUAUGUGGGGAGUGGAAGAUUUAGUAGUGUAUUUUCGGCUGUAUAUUUGGAUGGCGUGAAGGUGACGGUGAAUGAGAAUGGUGUUUGGAAGAGAAAGAGAAGUGGGCCUGUUAAUGUGGCGCUUAAAGUUUUUGAUCAAGCUUCGGUGGAAAUUAAUGAAGAGUUAUUAAGAAAGUUUGAAAUUUACUAUAAACAUUGGAAAUCCGGUGGAUUAUUACGAUGUCUUGGAAUUACAUCUACAACAUCAAUAUCUCCGGAGAACCCAGAAAAAAAUUAUAUUAUUCUUGUAAUCCAACUCGCGAAUGGUGGCAACUUACGAGACUAUCUAAAACAACAACCACCAGAAUACAAUAAACCGUUGAAUUGGCUAGAUAGAUUGAAAAUAUGCAAACAAAUAAGUUGGGAACUGAACUUUCUACAUAGUCAUUCGUAUGUACACGGAAAUCUGCAUGGUGGAAAUAUUUUAUGGGAUAAGACGGCAAAUAAAUUUCAUAUUUCUGAUUUCGCAAUCAGUCAACGAAGACCAUUGUGCACCAAAGAAUCGGAUGUAUACGAUUUGGGAAUGUUGAUUUGGGAAAUAAGAUAUUCGAGUUCCUUUUUUAGCAUUCAAAAGCGUAAUUGUACUAUCGAUGCACCAUCUCAAUCGUCUAAACAAUUAUUACGAAAACGGCCGGCAACUCUCGUUAUUACUAACACGCCAAAAUGUUUCGACGAUCUAUUAGACCGAUGUUGGAACACAAAACCAGAGUUGCGUCCGACCGCUAAAGAAAUAUAUGAGGUGUUGAAAAAGUGGGUUAAUGACUUGGAAGAAAAUCGAGAUACGGUCGAGACAGUAGCGUUUAGAGAAGCGGACGAAGCCGAUUACAUUAAUAAUAAAAAUAAAGACAUCCAAGGUAAUGAUGAUAAUAAUAGCGAAAAUGGCAAUAGUCAAGGAAGCACAAAUGAAAGUUUGUUAAUAUCAAGCGAACAUUCUGGAAAUGGUUCAAUAGAUUUAACGAAUAAUGAUAACGUGAAUAAUGAUGACACCAAAUCAACAAACGACGGGACCUCAAAUCUUAGCACGAACAAUGAUUUGGACGAAAUCCCAGAGGUUUCAAAUAAUCCUAAAAAGUCAUCAUCUUGUCACGGAGAGAUAGACACAAGAUUCGCUGGCGACUCUGAUACUCUGGUCGGUGGUGGUGUUGGCGCUGAUUAUGCAGAAGUUGUUAAUACAGACACUUUAGGGAAGCUAAAACAGAAAGCUAAGAAAAAGAAAAAGCAGCGAGAAAGAAUCCAAAAAAAGAUUGUUUCGACAUUUAAUAAUGUUUUUGGAAAGUCAAGGAAAUCAUCAGCAAAUACGACAACUAUUAUAUAUUCGUGUAAUUAUUGUGACAUAUCGAUAUAG
Ambispora gerdemannii is the source of this 1863-nucleotide messenger RNA. The record is from the annotation of a GenBank genome assembly. NCBI's taxonomy places the organism in Eukaryota, Fungi, Glomeromycota, Glomeromycetes, Archaeosporales, Ambisporaceae.